AAGUGACUUUUAUUCUCUGCAGUGUUGUUGUCUUGCCUCCACAGCGUUGUGCGAACGGAGUGAAGUCGGAAUACUUUUACUGACAUUUAGUAUUUAAAUAGCGCCUUAGAGCGUUUUCUGGUACCAUGUAUGAUCCAGAUGAGGAGACCCAGUAUGACGAAGAUGAAGAUGAAAUCACCUCCGAUUUGUGGCAGGAAGCCUGUUGGAUUGUUAUCAGCUCGUACUUUGACGAGAAGGGUCUGGUGCGACAGCAGCUGGACUCAUUUGAUGAGUUCAUCCAGAUGUCCGUCCAGAGGAUCGUGGAGGACGCCCCGCCCAUCGACCUGCAGGCUGAGGCACAGCACACCUCCGGGGAGGUGGAGGAUCCGCCACGCUACCUGCUGAAGUUUGAGCAGAUCUACCUGUCCAAGCCCACCCACUGGGAGAGAGACGGCGCCCCAUCUCCCAUGAUGCCCAACGAAGCUCGCCUUCGCAACCUCACGUACUCGGCCCCUCUCUACGUGGACAUCACCAAAACCAUCAUCAAGGAGGGCGAGGACCAGCUGCUGACCCAGCACCAGAAGACCUUCAUCGGAAAAAUCCCCAUCAUGCUCCGCUCCACCUACUGCCUGCUCAGCGGCCUGACGGAUCGUGAUCUGUGUGAGCUCAACGAGUGUCCCCUGGACCCCGGGGGCUACUUCAUCAUCAACGGCUCCGAGAAGGUCCUGAUCGCCCAGGAGAAGAUGGCCACCAACACAGUGUAUGUGUUUGCCAAGAAGGACUCCAAGUACGCCUACACAGGGGAGUGCCGGUCCUGCCUGGAGAACUCCUCUCGCCCCACCAGCUCCAUCUGGGUCAGCAUGAUGGCCAGAGGAGGCCAGGGAGUAAAGAAGAGCGCCAUUGGGCAGAGGAUCGUGUCCACACUGCCAUACAUUCGGCAGGAAGUGCCCAUCAUCAUCGUGUUCCGAGCGCUGGGGUUCGUGUCCGACAGAGACAUCCUGGAGCACAUCAUCUACGACUUCGACGACCCCGAGAUGAUGGAGAUGGUAAAACCCUCUCUGGAUGAGGCCUUUGUGAUCCAGGAGCAGAAUGUGGCUCUCAACUUCAUCGGCUCCAGAGGUGCCAAGCCCGGGGUCACCAAGGAGAGGAGGAUCAAGUAUGCCAAGGAGGUGCUGCAGAAGGAGGUGCUGCCCCAUGUGGGAGUCAGCGACUUCUGCGAGACCAAGAAGGCCUACUUCCUGGGGUACAUGGUUCACAGACUUCUCUUGGCUGCCCUUGGAAGAAGAGAGCUGGAUGACAGGGAUCACUAUGGCAACAAGAGGCUGGACCUGGCCGGCCCGCUAUUGGCUUUCCUUUUCAGAGGGAUGUUCAAGAACCUUCUGAAGGAGAUCCGCAUCUACGCCCAGAAGUUCAUCGACCGCGGGAAGGACUUCAACCUGGAGCUGGCCAUCAAGACUCGCAUCAUCUCGGACGGCCUCAAGUACUCUCUGGCCACAGGCAACUGGGGAGACGUGAAGAAGGCCCAUCAGGCCAGGGCGGGAGUAUCCCAGGUGUUGAACAGGUUGACCUUCGCCUCCACGCUGUCUCAUCUGCGGCGCCUCAACUCGCCCAUCGGAAGGGACGGCAAGCUGGCCAAGCCCCGGCAGCUGCACAACACCCUGUGGGGGAUGAUCUGUCCCGCAGAGACCCCCGAGGGGCACGCUGUAGGCCUGGUGAAGAACCUGGCCCUCAUGGCCUACAUCUCCGUGGGCUCCCAGCCCUCUCCCAUCCUGGAGUUCUUGGAGGAGUGGAGCAUGGAGAACUUGGAGGAGAUCUCCCCGGCUGCCAUUGCAGACGCCACUAAGAUCUUUGUGAACGGCUGCUGGGUGGGGAUCCACAAGGACCCGGAGCAGCUGAUGAACACCCUGAGGAAGCUCCGCAGGCAGAUGGACAUCAUCGUCUCUGAGGUGUCGAUGAUCCGGGACAUCCGAGAGCGAGAGAUCCGGAUCUACACGGACGCCGGACGCAUCUGUCGGCCCCUGCUGAUCGUGGAGAAACAGAAGCUGCUGCUGAAGAGGAGACACAUCGACCAGCUCAAGGAGCGAGAGUACAACAACUACAGUUGGCAGGACCUGGUUGCCAGUGGCGUGGUGGAGUACAUCGACACCCUGGAGGAGGAGACGGUCAUGCUGGCCAUGACCCCCGAUGACCUCCAGGAGAAGGGCGUGGCCUACUGCUCCACCUACACCCACUGUGAGAUCCACCCCUCCAUGAUCCUGGGAGUCUGCGCCUCCAUCAUCCCCUUCCCCGAUCACAACCAGUCUCCCAGGAACACGUACCAGUCUGCUAUGGGUAAGCAGGCUAUGGGCGUGUACAUCACCAACUUCCACGUGCGCAUGGACACACUGGCCCAUGUGCUGUACUACCCCCAGAAACCUCUGGUCACCACCCGCUCCAUGGAGUACCUGCGCUUCAGAGAACUGCCAGCAGGCAUCAACUCCAUCGUGGCCAUCGCUUCCUACACGGGUUACAACCAGGAGGACUCUGUCAUCAUGAACAGGUCUGCGGUGGACCGGGGAUUCUUCAGGUCUGUGUUCUACCGCUCCUACAAAGAGCAGGAGUCGAAGAAGGGCUUCGACCAGGAGGAGAUCUUCGAGAAGCCCACGCGGGAAACCUGCCAGGGCAUGCGACACGCCAUCUACGACAAGCUGGACGACGACGGGCUGAUUGCGCCGGGCGUGCGCGUCUCCGGCGAGGACGUGAUCAUCGGCAAGACGGUGACGCUGCCGGAGAACGACGACGAGCUGGACAGCACCAACCGCCGCUACACCAAGCGCGACUGCAGCACCUUCCUGCGCACCAGCGAGACGGGCAUCGUGGACCAGGUCAUGGUCACCCUCAACCAGGAGGGCUACAAGUUCUGCAAGAUCAGGGUCCGCUCCGUCCGCAUCCCCCAGAUCGGAGACAAGUUUGCCAGCCGACACGGACAGAAGGGUACCUGCGGAAUCCAGUACCGACAAGAGGAUAUGCCCUUCACGUGUGAGGGGAUCACGCCAGACAUCAUCAUCAACCCCCACGCUAUCCCCUCUCGAAUGACAGUCGGUCACUUGAUCGAGUGUCUGCAGGGCAAGGUUUCUGCAAACAAGGGCGAGAUCGGCGACGCCACGCCGUUCAACGACGCGGUCAACGUGCAGAAGGUCUCCAACCUGCUGUCCGAGUACGGCUACCACCUGAGGGGCAACGAGGUUCUCUACAACGGCUUCACCGGCCGCAAGCUCACCUCCCAGAUCUUCAUCGGGCCCACAUACUACCAGCGCCUCAAGCACAUGGUGGACGACAAGAUCCACUCCCGGGCCCGAGGGCCCGUCCAGAUCCUCAACAGACAGCCCAUGGAGGGCAGAUCGCGUGAUGGCGGUCUGCGUUUCGGUGAGAUGGAGCGUGAUUGUCAGAUCGCCCACGGCGCCGCCCAGUUCCUGAAGGAGCGUCUGUUCGAGGCGUCCGACCCCUACCAGGUGCACGUGUGCAACCUGUGCGGCCUCAUGGCCAUCGCCAACACGCGCACCCACACCUACGAGUGUCGCGGCUGCCGCAACAAAACCCAGAUCUCGCUGGUGCGGAUGCCCUAUGCCUGCAAGCUCCUCUUCCAGGAGCUCAUGUCCAUGAGCAUCGCCCCUCGCAUGAUGACCUCCUAGGGCCCGAAGUCGAGCCGAGGUCACCACCUGCCGCCCCGGGUCCGCUCGCUCAGACCGCGCUUCUGGGCUUCCGUGAAACGCGUGGAGCUCCACCGGUGUGGAGGAAUGUCCCGGACGGAUCUAAAGUGUCCACUUCACGACGAUCACAAAUGGAAAAGCUAGACUCACCAGUAACGCGUAAACUGAAACUCUGUGGAGCUGCUUUACUUUCUUUUUUUAGGUCUUUGUGAAGUCCGGUGUACUGAGAGAGUUCUGGGGAAUCAUAUUGAUAGUCAUGUUCUCUGUUUUGUAAAAUUUGAAUAAAUCAUGCUUUUUAUGA
Messenger RNA from Gadus morhua (Atlantic cod), 3969 nucleotides. RefSeq names its product DNA-directed RNA polymerase II subunit RPB2. Bases 126 to 3650 code for a protein of 1174 amino acids. Gene Ontology annotation, biological process: DNA-templated transcription. Gene Ontology annotation, molecular function: DNA binding; DNA-directed RNA polymerase activity; ribonucleoside binding. The transcript has 25 exons. The record is from RefSeq and is a predicted model, not a curated record. Lineage: Eukaryota; Metazoa; Chordata; Actinopteri; Gadiformes; Gadidae.